AUGUCAUUGUCUUUCUUUCGAGACGUAAUCUCACACGGCACAACUGAUUACAGAGGGUGUAAUAACAGAAAAAUGGUUGCCGAUAUACGGUUGAAAGAACGUUGGGGUGGUCUCCGCCGGGCAGACUGGGGAAGAGAUAACGGUUCAGAUCCGUCAGAUUCAGCCUUGGUGCCUGGUUCAAUCACUGUCGGCCCGGAAUCUCCGCAGGAACUUGGCCCAAACUUUCUCCAUGCCCAACGUCCUCACCCAGUUCGUCUAGCUGGACGGCGAAGUGAGAAAUAUUCUACCAAGUUCUCGGGGCGCAACUCCCUAUUUGUCCUUAUCUGCAAUCUCAACCGGUUCACAAAUAAACUCUGGUCAACUCACACUGUCGCUCGAAUUCUCUAUCCGAAAGCACUAAAGUUACUCACCAUGCUGGCUUUUAAGUUCACCAUCUUUGCCGCCGACCCGGACGUUCUGAAGUCACGGUCUGCUGACAUGACAAUUUGCCGUACGCGUGGAAUCCCUAUCUCCGUUGUGAUUAUAUAUGCCUUGAGCUACUCGUAUAGGCUACCUCGGAAUUCCGGAUUCGUGGUAUUAAUUACCGACAGAGUAGAAGACAUAAAGCCACCUAGACAGCUGCAGCGUUCUGUUACGAACACACAAACGACCUCGCUCCAGCGCAAACGACUCGAAUAA
Molecule: messenger RNA, 678 nt
Organism: Guyanagaster necrorhizus
Lineage: Eukaryota; Fungi; Basidiomycota; Agaricomycetes; Agaricales; Physalacriaceae
Exons: 2
Coding region: 1-678 (225 amino acids)
Source: RefSeq, a predicted model, not a curated record